CAGCAAUAAUCGAUUUCUGCAAAGUAAGAGAGCUUUAGGCCUAGUCCAAGCCCCUUUUUUCCUGCCACUUCGCUUCUCUUUUGAAACGCCAAAAAUGUUGAGAAAGCCUCUUAACUUUGAAACUAUACACCAUGUCGUCACCAAGGAAGAUCAUCCUCCGGAGCUCUGACGGCGAGCCGUUUCAGGUCGACGAGGCCGUGGCUCUCGAGUCUCAGACGAUCAAACAUAUGAUUGAAGAUGACUGUGCUGAUAACGGCAUCCCGUUACCUAAUGUCACCAGCAGGAUCCUCGCUAAGGUUAUCGAGUACAGCAAGAAGCACGUGGAGUCCAGGCUCACCGAAGCUGCCAACAAUACGAUUAACCAUCAACUCAACAGUAUCGCCGCUGCUGAGGAAGACCUCAAGAACUGGGACGCUCAGUUCGUGAAGGUCGACCAGGCCACUCUCUUUGACCUCAUUCUGUUGUGGCUGCUCUGAGACAACAGUCACCAAGUUUGAUUUCUGCAUGAUGACCUCCCCUUCGUUUCCCUGUCACUCGCAAAAGAGCAUUCCAGUUUCAACUUGUGAACAAUUUCUUUCAAGUCUACAAGACUACAUCCGGGUAUUCUUCCCAUCCUUCUUUCUUUCAUUUGCUCUUUCACCAUAGCAACAUCCUCCUUUCGACCUGCUACAUCAUAGACAUUCAGUAGCAACUGAUAGUAAGAGAAAUCAUGAGGAUCCAUGUCUAUCAAAGUUUUUGCUAUUCUUUCCCCUAAAGCCACAUCUCCUUGGAAACGACAUGAGCUGAGUACAUUGACCCACACCAAUGAUUCUGAUGGCAAUUCCUUGUCUUCAAGCAUCUUCCUUGAGAUUUCCUCAACCCUUUCUGUAAGCCCUGAACCAAAGUAAAGGUUUGCCAGACACCAAUAAUGUGCAAAAUUUGGCUUUAUCUUAUACAAAUCAAUCAUCUGAUUGAAAUAACUUCUUCCUUCUGUCAAUAGUUCUGUUUGUGCACAAGCACAAAGAACACCAAUGAAAGUGAUUUCAUCUGGAGAAAUGCUCUUUCCUUCUGCUCUAGUUUAAGCUACCAAUGCUGUAAAUAAUUUAAGCCCAGCCUCUAGUUUUGUAUGACUACAAUGCCCAAAAAUCAUUGCAUUCUAGCAAACUAAAUUCUUAAUUUCAUCCUA
Mangifera indica (mango) is the source of this 1165-nucleotide messenger RNA. RefSeq names its product SKP1-like protein 1B. NCBI's taxonomy places the organism in Eukaryota, Viridiplantae, Streptophyta, Magnoliopsida, Sapindales, Anacardiaceae. Gene Ontology annotation, molecular function: cullin family protein binding. Gene Ontology annotation, biological process: SCF-dependent proteasomal ubiquitin-dependent protein catabolic process. Gene Ontology annotation, cellular component: cytoplasm; nucleus. The coding region runs from base 132 to 476 and encodes 114 amino acids. The transcript is spliced from 2 exons. The record is from RefSeq and is a predicted model, not a curated record.